Cataglyphis hispanica is the source of this 4115-nucleotide messenger RNA. RefSeq names its product myb-binding protein 1A (gene Mybbp1A). NCBI's taxonomy places the organism in Eukaryota, Metazoa, Arthropoda, Insecta, Hymenoptera, Formicidae. Bases 93 to 3866 code for a protein of 1257 amino acids. The transcript is spliced from 10 exons. Gene Ontology annotation, molecular function: RNA binding; sequence-specific DNA binding; transcription corepressor activity. Gene Ontology annotation, biological process: regulation of DNA-templated transcription. The record is from RefSeq and is a predicted model, not a curated record. Gene Ontology annotation, cellular component: nucleolus.
UCAAAAUGGCUAUCAUUCACCAUAUGUACCGCACGAUACGCACAUGUGGGAAAAAUACUAUUGGAUAACCUAAAGGACAAUAAAUUAACAGGAUGAGUUCUAUCAUAUUGAAUAACUUCGACAAAUUGAAGAAUAACAAUGACUCUACGAGAUUAAAAGCUGGAGUCACAUUAUUAAAUCAUUUAUGUCAAUAUGAUAUGGUAGGCACGGAGCAAGAUGACAAAGAAUUGAAGUAUGCACUAAGCAGACUAGUGCGUAGUCUAGGAUCUUCACAGACAAUUACAAGAAAAGGGAAUUACAGCACAUUAACGGUUUUCUUAAUGAUGCAUCCUGAAACUUCGAUAGACAAACUUUUAUCCCUAACAAAUACUCAAUUGCAUCCAAUUGGCAAAAAUCCUAAAAGUGAAAAUGCUGAUAUAUACAUGGGACGUAUACUACUAUGUGGUGCAUUAAUAAGAUCCAAGUUACUCAUUCAAAGUACAAUUGAGAUACAACAACAGAUUACUGAAAUUCUUUUGAAUGCUGGCAAACAACGCAGUUAUUUAUCAUUUAUUUCUGUCAUAUUUCUCAGUGAGUUUGUUACUCAACUUGAUGUUGAAUCUAUGAAGAAAGUUAUUUGGCCAAUUGUCGAGAAGGAAAUUGGCAAAUCCUGGUCUGAACAAACUUUGGAUACAUUUUAUUUACUGCUUGUUAUUGAAGAUAAAUAUCCAUCUCUAAUUAAUCAUAAGUUUUUAAAAGAGCAUUUUGGUGUGAAACAAAUUCUUGCUAAAGAAUCUAUAGAAGAUAUUGUCAAACUAUUAACGGCUUUACCUAGAAUUGUUUCUUAUCGACAUCCAGUGUUCAAAUUAUUUUGCAAAAAGCUUACAUCGACUGAAUUUAUAGCAGACUUUUGGAAAGCCAUUGAUCAGAGAUUUACAAAACCAUCAAAAAGCGAUGAAUAUGUUACUACAGAAAUUUUACAAUUGAUACUUUCUAAUAUUACAGAUAAAACUGUAAUUCCAUCAUUAUUAUCACCAAAUCUCUUGCAACACAUGUUAAAGAGAUUUUCCAACUGUAAGAGGAAUAAUAAUGAUGAAGUUUUAACAGCAUUUAGAAAAGUUUUACAUUUGGUGAUAUCUGCUACAAGUGACAAAGAUAUCAAGACAAAAACACAGUUAAAUAUAUUGAAGAAGCUCAUAUUACAUCCUGGUGAUCUAAUGAUAGAAAAGAAAACAGGUAUUAAGGUGAUCCAAAAAAUUACAGCAAAUCUGAGAUUAGAUGGUGUUAAAAAAUUAUGUCAAUUGUAUAGAGAUAUUAUAGAAAACAAAACAAGAGAAGAAAGAGAAAAUAUAAAAGUAGAAUUUUGGACAAAUGCUGAGCGAAGUUAUGCAGCACAACUAUUAACAAGGUUAAUAGGUCAUCGAGAGACACUUUUAGAUCAAGAAUGGAAGUUUGCACAACUUACAUUUCUAUUCAAUUAUGGAUUGUGUGAAGUGUCAAAUGUUGGAAUAGAAUUAGCGCCACAAUUUAAAAAUUCGUUUUAUCGUGCAUUGGAUCAUAAAUUGCCAAAAUUGGACGAUGUGCGCAAUUUAUUAAGUACACUCGUUCAUGAUUUGAAUUCCAAAUUACAAUCCAAUAUGAUACAAUUAAGAUCACCAUUGAGUGACGCAGCAUCUGAUGCUUGGAGAAGAGCAAUAGAUUUGAUUGAAAAACUAGAAAAAAAUACAAAAAAUGCAAUUGCCUUACCAAUAUUUCAUACGAUGAAUUUACACAUGAGUCUACAAUUAUUCUCAGAUCCUGAAAUGGCAAUUAUGUCAAUUAAUGAACUUGAAUGUUGUUAUGAGAGAUUAAUUAAAAAGUCCAAGGGACAUAAAAAACUUGAUGACACACCUACACCAGAAGAACCACAAUGGGUCGAAGUAAUAGUAGAUCUUUUAUUAUCUCUUUUAUCUAGGAAUAAUCAUUUAUUACGCUCAUUGGUUGAUAGUGUCUUUCCACAUAUUUGUCCAUAUUUGACUCCAUCUGCUGUUCAUCAGAUAUUGGCUAUACUAGAUAUAAAAAAUAAUCAAAAUACACUUAGUAUAAAACAAAAUGAUAAUGAAGAUAUAGAAAGUGAAUCAGAUAAUGAAGAAGAAGAAAAUGUUUUAAAUAGUAAAGUUUUACCAAAAGAAAGUAGAUUCGAAUCUAACAUAAAUAAAGAUGAGAAUGAUGAUGAUGAUGAUGAUAAUGAGGAGGAGGAGGGAGAAGGGAAGGAGGAGGAAGAGGAGGAAGAAGAGGAAGAUGAUGACGACGACGAUGAUGAUGACGAUGAUGAUAACGAUGAUGAUGAAACAGUGACUGAUAAAUUGAGACUAGCAGUACGUCAAGCUCUAGGUGAUGCUGCAACCCAAACUGAUGAUGAAGAUAUUGAUGUAGAUCAAAUAGGUGAAGAGGAAGGCAAACGUUUAAAUGAAUCAUUAGCAGCAGCUUUCAAGGUUUUACGUGAAAACCGUCAAGUUCGUUCUAAAAAACAAGAAAAAACGAGUGAAGCAUUGACACAUUUCAGAAUUCGUGUCAUAGAUUUAUUGAAUAUUUAUUUAGGGACUUGCCCAUCUAUGGCAGUUGCUUUAGAUAUAAUUAUACCGCUUUUCACUCUCUUAGAAUUCUGUAUAAAGGAUCCACAUCAACAACCACUCAAACAUAGAGUUCAGACCUGCUUAAAAAAAUUAUCAAUGAUAAAAAAGUUUGGAGAUACGACAGGUGUUGAUGAUACUUUGUUAACAACAGUGUUGAAGGCUCUAAUUGAAAAAGGAGAGCGUUCUGCUUUGAUCUGUCAGGAAAUAAGUGAAAACUUGGCCGAAUGCUGCACUUUUCUUGUAAAAUGUAUGCAACAAGCAAACUUAUCCAGCAAAAAUGUUAUAGAACUUUAUAGCAAAAACUUAACUACAUUCAUGAAAAAAAGGGACUGUAUACUUUCACUUAUAUUAUUUAAAAGUGUUUUACAAUUAUGCUGGGAAGAUAAUUGGCAGUUAGCACUUCUAUUGGUAAAUUCUGCUUUUGAUAGCAAUAUUCGGUACUUCCGUAGAAGUCAGGCACUUGAGUUAUUAAUAAUUCUAUAUAGGAAUAAUCGAUUGUUGAAUAUGGACACAAAAUAUGCUGACAUGAGAAUAAAAUUAGAAACAACGCUUUACAAAAAUACCAUAGACAUGUGUAAUGAUUUAUGCAAUUCGCAUUUAAGCGAUAAUGGGCAAUUUAUUUUAUAUAAUGGUACCAAAGAAGAUGUACAAAAGAAGGUCCUACAGAAAUUUAUUGGUCUUCUUUUGACAUUGUUGCACGCUAUUCACGUGCAUUAUUUGCCACAAGCAUGGAAUUGGCAAACUAUUAAAACAAUGCUUGUAAAAAUGUAUGAAAGUCAAAGCAUUUUUUCCACGGAUUUGAAAAGUGCAUAUAAAAAAUUGGCAAAACAGAUAGGAAUUCCAUUCGAUGUGAAAUUAAAAAAAAAUAAUCAAUUGAAUGGCUCAACUGAUGUUGCUUUACAAAGUAAUGGUAAACAAAGCAAUAUCACAUCCCAAAAUGGAAAAACUAGUGGUUCAGAAGAAGGAGAAGAAACUACGCAUAAUAAUAAUGUACAAAAGAAGAAAAAGAAAAAAAAUAAUCAAAAGGAAAAGCAAUUAUUGAAGAAAGAAGCACGUGAAUUACGCGCAAGAACAAUGUCUACAGAUAUAGAAUUGUUUAAAUUUAGCAAUGUCACUUUACCAGAAAAUGACAUAAAUGACAUGGAAGUUUUUCAAAAUGGGCAUUCAUAUAAAUCUAUGAAUUCGAAAUCAUUAAACAAAAGAGAUCAUGACAAGACAGUGGAAGAAAAUCGUGAACCUAAAAAGAGAAGAAUAAGUAUCAAUAAUGUUUAAUUUAUUCAUAGAUUUGCCAAUAUAAUAAAUGAUAAUAUGCAUAAGAUUUUUUUUUUUUUUUAUUGGUUUAUAUGUGAAAGUAAAUAUUCAAGCUAUAAAGCAAAACUAAAUUAAGAACUCUUUUUUUAUCUUAUCUAUAUCGUUGUAAUUAUUUUAAUGAAACAAUUUCUACAGUAUUGUGUCCGUGACAUUUGAUUACAUCAGAAAAGAUCAAAUUUGUACGUUUACACAGAUGAUAUUUUAAUAAUG